GUUGAGGACUACAAGCAGAAGAACCAGCGAGGUGAGGUCAUCAUCCGUGAGUGUCUGGAUUUGCUGACGGACAGUCAGCUCACUGGCAUUGUUCGCAUUCUCGGCAAGAAGUCGGUUGUGAGUUCGGAGGAGAAAAUCGUUGAAGUUGCCUAUGUGCUUCUGUCCGACCUGAACAGUUUGGACUUGAUGAUUGCCGCAGCCAACCGCAGCAAGUAUGACAUCCUGUCGGUCUUCACGGCCAUCUAUGUUCGGGAGUCUUCGAUGGAGAAGUCUACUGGUUUGUCCUUCACAAAUGAGAAGUAG
Effrenium voratum is the source of this 303-nucleotide messenger RNA. NCBI's taxonomy places the organism in Eukaryota, Dinophyceae, Suessiales, Symbiodiniaceae. The record is from the annotation of a GenBank genome assembly.